AUGCCUAACGCCCCUUCCCCGCCGUCACCGGUCUCUUCGGGGAAGAAGAGACCUCAUCCCUCCGAACCACCUACCCAACGCGACCCCGCCUCGAAUUCCUCGCGUGACGCUCAAAACCCCUCCGCCUCAACCACAAUCGUCCCGUCCACAUCGCCCGCGCGUUCCACAGCUACCGUCGCUUCGUCCUCAUCCUCGUCCUUUCGCAAUGUCUCCGCGUGUAAUCGAUGUCGUCUACGAAAGAACCGCUGUGAUCAACGCCUGCCGAGGUGUCAGUCCUGCGAAAAAGCCGGCGUCCGCUGCGUCGGAUACGACCCCAUCACCAAGCGCGAGAUCCCGCGCAGCUACGUAUAUUUUCUCGAGACCCGGGUCGCCUAUCUAGAAAAGCAGCUGCUAGAUCAUAAUAUCAACUUCAAGAAUGCCGUCGCCUUCGACGAAGACGAAGCCGUCAAGACUGAGAACGAAGGCGAUGCGCCGCAAUCCACUUCCGCCCAUAAUGGGCAACCGGGCGACAGCGCGGAUAAGGCACUCUGGAAGAAUACCGGGGCCAAAGAAGAUGGCGAUCGUCCCGAACAGAGAGUAGAGGGAGAUCAAGCAGAUAGAGAUCAAGAAACUGCAAAUCAAGAGAACUGGAGGAUACAUAAUUUGGUAUCGAAUAUCGGCAUGGUAUCCGUGCAAGGAACGUCCGAUCCACGAUAUCUUGGUUCAACCUCUGGAAUUUCCUUCGCUAGAGUCGUCUUUGCUGCGGUUCGAAGCUCGCUUCCAGGGAAUAUACCUGAGCGGGCUCCAAUUCGCACGAGCGAGCGACUACCUCAGACGGCCGCAGCUGGUCCAGGCGCCGGCACGAUGCGGGAUUCGUUCUUUGGUUUGCAAACACGUCCGAUGAUGAAGCGUGCGGCUUUCCCGGAUCGCGAGCUUGCAGAACGAUUGGUUGAUUUGUAUUUCGAGCACGCUAACCCGCAAAUGCCAAUCCUGCAUCGUGGUGACUUCAUGGAGCUCUUGGAUCGCACUUACCAGCUUGAAGAGAAGAAUCGGUCCCCGCGGGCUCUUUACAUCCUCAAUAUUGUGUUUGCCAUUGGUGCGGGAAUCAUCUUCGAAGACAAGCCGCAAAGUUCAGACGAAGAAAGCAGUGCGGGUCGGGAUCGAGCAUCUUCGACGACCAAAAGACCGAGACUUUCGAGUCAUCAAUAUCAACCGGAGGAGUACCAUGCGUCUGCCAUUGUACAUUUGGAGUCUUUCCUCGGUUCAUCGUCAAGCGAGGGCUUUGGAGGGCUAGAGGAACUGCAAGCCGUGCUUCUGCUGGCUAGCUUUGCACUAUUGCGCCCGGUUGCACCAGGUCUCUGGUAUAUCGUCGGUGUCGCGAUGCGCUUAGCAGUUGACCUUGGUCUCCACUAUGAGGAUGGUGUAGGUCUCGAGACCACAAAGGAUGGGAACCAAAUUCAACCGCGAAUUGACGCCCGCGAAAGGGGACGACGAGAAUGGAUACGCGAUUUACGACGCCGUCUAUGGUGGUGUGUAUACAGCUUCGACCGUCUUGUCGCCACAUGCGUCGGACGACCAUUCGGUAUCAGCGACCAGGCCAUUAGCACGGAACUGCCGUCCAUGAUAGACGACAAAUACAUCACCAAGUCUGGUCUAUUGACUCCCCCUGACGGUGCUCCAACAUACAAGCACGUCGCCUUCCACUACUUUAAACUCCGCCUCCUUCAAUCCGAGAUUCACGAUGUUCUACAAUACCAGCAAGCGCGCGCUGUUCGAAGGCGUGCGACAGAUAGCGCGAUCAUUCUUCCUCAUGCCGAACUGACCUCUCCUUUCCUUCAAGGGUUUGAUUCUUUCCGCUCAUGGCGCCAUGACGUGCACCGUCGUCUUGUGGAGUGGCAUGAGAGUGCUCCGACGCGUCCUGAUACGGGUGUGCGAUUCUCUAUCGAGCUUCUGGAGCUGAAUUACUGGCAAGCUAUCAUCUUGUUAUAUCAGCAGAGCUUGACUGUGCCUGCUGAGUUAGCUGGGGAACUUACCCCAGCUGAUGAUGUGUCCAGUCCAUCUUUCUCGAAUCCAGAUGACGGGGAAGAAGAGGAUCACGUUUAUCUGAAUGUGGCCGAGGCAGGUCAGAAGGUCAUCCGCAUUUAUCGACAACUGCACCGAGUGAGGCUUGUGAAUUACACCUAUCUGGCUACUCAUCACAUUUUCAUGGCUGGAAUCUCGUUCUUAUAUGCUAUCUGGUACUCGCCGCUGGUUCGCAGCCGUCUGUCUCUCGACGAGGUAGACUUCACUGUUCUCGCGGCGACAUCUGUCCUUGGUGAUCUGAUGCACAAAUGUCCCCCUGCCGAAGCUUGUCGCGAUGCAUUCGAGCGGAUGAGCAAAGCCACCGUUCAGAUGUGCUUAUCUACCACCGGCUUCGGUUCACAGGUUGAUAUGAGCCGCAUUAACACAGGCUCACAUGCACCUGGGUCUCUUCACCAGGGUCGGCGUCAAGCAUUCGAUCCCAGAAGACUACACCAAGGCCAGGCACGCCGACCACCCCAAAAUCGCUCAGCACGACCCGUGCCAAAGUUCGACAUGAACCUAGCCGAUCUUUUCAAUGACAACACACCACUCACCGAUCGUUCCCGCGCAGACAAUCUAGCGGGUCACCCCUAUCCCGUCCGACCCGAGCAUGGAGAAUCAAUGGCGCCCGGGUUAGCCGCCGAGGGUUCCUCCCGACCGUUUGUGCAGCGCACCCCAUCUAUGGAGUACUAUCUCAAGUACGAGGCCCCCGGAUCUCCACAGCCCGCUCAGCAAUUCUACUACUCCACAUCUCCACAACAAACUGGCUCCCCUGGCAGUGUGGCGCCAAAUGCUGCAAAUGGACCUCAUGCCGUCCCGUCGACAGAUCAGGAAGCUCAAACUGGGAUCAGUCUUGAUUUCUUGGACUUUAGAUCUGGUGAUCCAGAUAGCCAAGCUCUUGAGACCGAUCCCAAUGGCGAUUAUACUAUGGCUAACGUGCCUCCACUUGGGCCUAAUCUGGGCCAGAACGUGGGCAUUGAUCUCGGGUUUGGCAUGGCGAUGGAUUAUCAGCAUGAUUGGAGCGAGAAUCCGAACUAUGAUCUUUUGGAAGGGUAUUUCUUUGGUGGCUCUGGGCCCGGCGCUUCUGGUGGCGAUAUUUGA
This is a messenger RNA of Penicillium pulvis, 3141 nucleotides long. RefSeq names its product Zn(II)2Cys6 transcription factor. Gene Ontology annotation, biological process: positive regulation of transcription by RNA polymerase II; DNA-templated transcription. The transcript has 3 exons. Lineage: Eukaryota; Fungi; Ascomycota; Eurotiomycetes; Eurotiales; Aspergillaceae. The record is from RefSeq and is a predicted model, not a curated record. Bases 1 to 3141 code for a protein of 1046 amino acids. Gene Ontology annotation, molecular function: zinc ion binding; DNA-binding transcription factor activity, RNA polymerase II-specific; sequence-specific DNA binding.